AUGAAAAGAUCAAUCCUCAAAUCUUCACGCAUCCUCGCUUCCACUCUUGGACGUCAUCACCAACAACAACAAGUUCGUUUCCUCCACUCUUCUCCUUUCCUUCUCAAGGAUAUUACCAUCAAGGUACCACCUAUGGGAGACUCUAUCAGCUCUGGAGAAAUUAACGAAUGGGUGAAAAAACCUGGUGAAGCCUGUGCCGAAGAUGAAAUCAUUUGCAAAAUUGAUACCGAUAAGGUCGUUGUGGAAAUUCGUGCUCCAGAAGCUGGUGUUUUAAAAUCCAUCAUGGCCAAUGCGAAGGAUACUGUUGAAGUUGGAAAGGAAAUUGCCAUCUUGGAUACCGAGGGCAAGCCAUCGGCAACAGCCGUAGCUACCCCAGCCAAGACUGAACCACAACAACAACAAGUGAAGAAGGAAGAACCAAAACAAACACAAGCUACUACUACCACUCCAUCAACUCCAUCAACUCCUUCCACUACACCAGCUCAACCACAACAAACAUCUGCAACAGCAUCAACUACACCUUUUGCAAGAACUGAAAGAAGAGUGAAAAUGACUCGUAUUCGUUCCAAGAUUGCUGAACGUUUGAAGGAGGCUCAAAACACCUAUGCCAUGUUGACUACAUUCAAUGAAAUUGACAUGAAGAAGAUUAUGGAACUCAGAAAGGCCAAUCAAGAUGAAUUCCAAGAACGUCAUGAUGGACUCAAGUUGGGUUUCAUGGGUGCAUUCUGUAAAGCUGCUUCUAUUGCUCUUCAAGAAGUUCCAGCAGUGAAUGCUAUCAUUGACAAUGGUGAAAUUGUUUAUCGUGAUUAUGUUGACAUUAGCGUGGCUGUUGCAACUCCAACUGGUUUGGUUGUGCCUGUAGUUCGUAAUGUUGAAAGCAAAUCCAUUGCUCAAGUCGAAAGAGACAUUGCAAACUUGGGUGAAAAGGCAAGAAAGAAUCAAAUUCAAAUUGAUGACAUGAAGGGAGGUACUUUCACAAUUUCUAACGGUGGAGUUUUUGGAAGUUUAAUGGGUACUCCAAUUAUCAAUCCUCCACAAUCCGCAAUUUUGGGCAUGCAUGCCACAAAGAAUAGACCAGUUGCCAUUGGUGACCAAGUGGUUGUGAGACCAAUGAUGUAUGUGGCAUUGACCUAUGAUCACAGAAUCAUUGACGGAAGAGAAGCUGUGACAUUCUUGAAGAGAGUGAAGGAGCUCAUUGAAGAUCCAGAAAAGAUGUUGCUCUAUUAA
Molecule: messenger RNA, 1227 nt
Organism: Naegleria lovaniensis
Lineage: Eukaryota; Heterolobosea; Eutetramitea; Acrasida; Naegleriidae
Exons: 1
Coding region: 1-1227 (408 amino acids)
Biological process (GO): tricarboxylic acid cycle
Cellular component (GO): oxoglutarate dehydrogenase complex
Molecular function (GO): dihydrolipoyllysine-residue succinyltransferase activity
Source: RefSeq, a predicted model, not a curated record